Molecule: messenger RNA, 1578 nt
Organism: Penicillium paradoxum
Lineage: Eukaryota; Fungi; Ascomycota; Eurotiomycetes; Eurotiales; Aspergillaceae
Gene: psoD
Product: cytochrome P450 monooxygenase psoD
Exons: 4
Coding region: 1-1578 (525 amino acids)
Molecular function (GO): oxidoreductase activity, acting on paired donors, with incorporation or reduction of molecular oxygen; heme binding; iron ion binding
Source: RefSeq, a predicted model, not a curated record
AUGGUUUACGUUUCCCUCUAUCAACUGCUGUCGCUUGUCUUCGUUGCAUUUAUUGUUCAGUAUGUUACUGGGAUCUUAGCAAACCAUCGACGUCGAAAGGGGGCUAAAGUGCCACCCGGGCCAAAAGGUUGGCCACUUCUCGGUAGCGCGCCAGCGCUGGCAGCCGUCGACAUCAAUGGUAUCAUCGGCAUUUUCAAAAAAUGGGCUAAGCAACAUGGUUCAAUCACUCAAUUUAGUGCGAUGGGCGAUAAGCAAGUUAUUCUUACCGAAGAAAAAGAUGCCAGGGAGCUCUUUGUUAGACGGGGAGCAAAGUAUUCUGAUCGUGGAGCUCCCUAUGCCGUUGAAUAUAUUUCAAUGAAACAAAACCCUGGUUUCAGGCCAAAGGAUGAUGGAUGGCGCCGCCAAAGAAGCAUGAUACAAAGUGCUAUCAACAUCACCUCUAUCAACAAAUACCAGAGUCUCAUGGAUGAUGAAGCAACUUUCACUGUCAACGCGUUGCUAAAGUCGCCAGAAUCCUUUCAUGGGGAGUUCUUACGAUACUCCUACUCAGUGCUGACGACGUCUCUGCUUGGCUUCUCUGUCCGCAGUCCAUCCGAUCCUUUCAUCAAUCACAAUGAAAUUUUCACGGCUGAACUCAUGAACUCUUUCCGACCUGAUUGCUUCCCCGUCAAUGUGUUCUCCGUGCUGAGGAAGAUGCCAAUGUGGCUCCUGCCAAGCUUGAGGACUAUGGAAAGGCUCAGGAAAGAGUAUGUAGGCAAGAUGUGGGAGUUUAGAAGCAAGAUAGAGAAGCUUGUCAAGGAUGGCUCAGCAACAGAGUCUAUUUAUAAACACUUUCUUCUCAACCGGAAGGAGUAUAGUGUCACUGAAGAGGAGUCGGUUCACACUUUUCAGGCCAUGAUUGACGGUGGAACUCGCUCCCCCCACAACAAUUUGUUAACCUUCUUAUUCCUCAUGAUGGACUAUCCGGAGUGGCAAAGGAAGCUUCAAGAGGAGGUUGACCGGGUCGUUGGUAAGGAUAGAAUGCCAAGCUAUUCGGACAUUCCUCAUCUGCCUACUGUGAGAGCUAUUGUGAAGGAGACUGUCCGAUACAGAAGUAUUGUCGCAGAAAUGGGUAUUGGCCAUUGCCUACAAAUGGACGACAUUUACGAAGGCUACUUUUUUGAGAAGGGAACUGUGUUCAACGCGAUAUUUUCGUCUAUCCUUAUGGACAAAGACACUUAUCCAGACGGGAAACUCUUCAAUCCUGCCCGCUGGCUGGAACCUAGUUAUCCGACCUACAAGGAGCCCCUGACCACUUAUCCCAAUUGUCAAGGUUAUCCGGCAUUCGGUUACGGCAGGCGAGCAUGUCCAGGCGUUGACUUCGCGGAGAGGACAUUGGUCAUCAUGUUUGCCAAACUCGGUUGGACAUUGAAUAUUGAAUGGCCAACAGAUGAGAACGGCAACGAGCUUCGGGAGAAGCUGCAGUAUGAGCCGGUGCCAGCUCCGAGGCCCUUGAAGUUUGGUUGCAAGCUUAAGGCUCGAGAUGCGGAUCGAACCAAAAUAGUCGAGGAUGCAGCGGCGCACCUACGUCUACAAUGA